Molecule: messenger RNA, 2616 nt
Organism: Molossus molossus (Pallas's mastiff bat)
Lineage: Eukaryota; Metazoa; Chordata; Mammalia; Chiroptera; Molossidae
Gene: CCDC91
Product: coiled-coil domain containing 91
Exons: 13
Coding region: 37-1362 (441 amino acids)
Biological process (GO): Golgi to lysosome transport
Cellular component (GO): trans-Golgi network
Source: RefSeq, a predicted model, not a curated record
AGAUGUCUGUGAUUCAACUACUGGUGCACUUGAAGAAUGGAUGAUGAUGAUUUUGGUGGUUUUGAGGCUGCAGAGAUUUUUGAUGGUGGAAGUGGUGAAACCCAAACUACAUCUCCUGCUAUUCCUUGGGCUGCUUUUCCUACAGUAUCUGGAGUCCAUCUUUCUCCAGCGUCUCCUGCGAUUAUACUCGACCAUGACCACUCUUCUUCCGUUGGCUGCCUCUCGACUGAGCCCAUCAUUUCAUCACCAGAGAUUACACAUGCAGACAACAGCAUUGUCAGUCAAACUGUCUCAAAAACACAGAUUCAGCAAUCAACACACACUGAUCUGGAUAUCUCACUUUUUCCAUUGGGUUUAACUGAUGAGAAAAGUAAUGGAACAAUUGCUCUUGUGGAAGAUUCUGAGGAUCCUGUAGCCAAUGUAUCAAACAUACAGCUUCAGCAGAAAAUUUCAAGUUUAGAGAUUAAACUCAAAGCUUCUGAGGAAGAAAAACAGAGAAUUAAAAAGGAUGUGGAAUCAUUGAUAGAAAAACAUAGUGUCUUGGAAAAAGAUUUCCUUAAAGAAAAAGAGCAAGAGGCCAUUUCUUUUCAAGAUAGAUACAAAGAACUUCAGGAGAAACAUAAGCAAGAAUUAGAAGACAUGAGGAAAGCUGGUCACGAAGCCCUCAGCAUUAUUGUGGAUGAAUAUAAGGCACUACUACAGUCUUCAGUUCAGCAACAAGUAGAAGCUAUUGAAAAACAGUACAUUUCUGCAAUUGAGAAACAAGCACACAAGUGUGAGGAGUUGUUAAAUACUCAGCAUCAGAGGCUCCUUGAAAUGCUAGAUACAGAGAAGGACCUAUUCAAAGAAAAAAUAAAGGAAGCUUUGAUUCAGCAAUCUCAAGAACAGAAGGAAAUAUUGGAAAAAUGUUUAGAGGAAGAAAGGCAAAGAAAUAAAGAUGCACUAGUAUCUGCUGCAAAGCUUGAGAAAGAAGCAAUGAAGGAUGCAGUUUUAAAAGCCAUAGAAGAAGAAAGAAAAAAUUUGGAAAAAGUCCAUGCUGAGGAAAGGGAAUUAUGGAAGACUGAGCAUGCAAAAGAUCAAGAAGAAGUAUCUCAGGCCAUUCAAAAAGCUAUACAAGAGCAAAGAAAAAUUAGUCAGGAAACUGUUAAGGCAGCAAUCAUAGAGGAGCAAAAGCGAAGUGAAAAGGCUGUGGAAGAGGCAGUGAAACGAACAAGAGAUGAAUUGAUAGAGUACGUAAAAGAACAGAAAAGGCUUGAUCAAGUCAUCCGCCAAAGAAGCCUGUCCAGUUUGGAACUGUUCCUCUCCUGUGCUCAGAAACAGUUAAGUGCUUUGAUAGCUACAGAACCAGUCGACAUUGAAUAAAGAGAACCCGACAGGCUACCCCACACUGGCAAUGGAUAAAUCAUUAGACCUCUAAAAUACACGCUGCGAAUUGUAAAGAGGCUUUUGUUUUCUUUCAAACCUUGGAUAAUCGAUUUCCACUUCAAGGAUAAAACAAGACAAUAUUUAAAACGAGUCUAAUUUAUUUAUUUUUUUUUCUCCUUUAUGUGCGCUAUUAUUUUAGUAGGAGGAGCAGCAGCAGCAGAAAGUAUGGUGACUCAAAAGACACUAAAAGUUGUCACAUUACAGAAGUUAAUUAGGUAAACUUUAUAGCUUCUGGUGGCCUGUUAUAUUGUAUUUGGCAGAGGUACUAAAUAUCUUUACCUGUUGCUUGAUGAUGACUCUUGAUGAGAUUCUAGAAUGUCACCGUGCAUUUAUUUGACUUUGAGGAUAAAAACGGCAUGGAUUUCAUCAUCUCCUUCUCAUAUUACCACACUUCCUUUUUAUAUUGGGAUCUGUUUUCAUUGGUAACAAUUGAAAACACUAAAAAUUAUUAAUUCAACUUUGAUCUGAUGUACCACUUAAAGGAGUAUGUGUGGGAUAUAUGCUUAUUUCCUAUUUCUACAGAGUCACAAUGAAUAAAGUCCAUUUUCAAAUGAAACCUACCAUGAACUUAAUCUCUAGAAAGGGAAUGUAACUUAACCAUUUCUUUGAAGUCAGGUUCACAUAAGAGAUGCAAAAUUCUUUCCCAGAAUUUCAGAGUGUACUCAGUUCAUGAGCAGUGUGCUUCAGGCAAAACCGGGAGGGUGUACCCAGUUCAUGAGCAGUGUGCUUCAGUGCAAAAUCAGGAGGAUGUACUCAGUUCAUGAGCAGUGUGCUUCAGUGCAAAACCGGGAGGAUGUACUCAGUUCAUGAGCAGUGUGCUUCAGUGCAAAAGCGGGAGGAUGUACUCAGUUCAUGAGCAGUGUGCUUCAGUGCAAAACCGGGAGGAUGUACCCAGUUCAUGAGCAGUGUGCUUCAGUGCAAAAGCGGGAGGAUGUACUCAGUUCAUGAGCAGUGUGCUUCAGUGCAAAACUGGGAGGAUGUACUCAGUUCAUGAGCAGUGUGCUUCAGUGCAAAACUGGGAGGAUGUACUCAGUUCAUGAGCAGUGUGUUUCAGUGCAAAAGCGGGAGGAUGUACUCAGUUCAUGAGCAGUGUGCUUCAGUGCAAAACCAGGAGGGUUUUUUUUAACAUCAAAAGUGAAUGUUGUCAUUAAAAUUAUGCAAACAUUUUGUCUUGUUUUUGAAAUGCGUCUA